This is a messenger RNA of Sardina pilchardus (European sardine), 4836 nucleotides long. It is a transcript of the gene mapta, whose product is annotated as microtubule-associated protein tau a. Lineage: Eukaryota; Metazoa; Chordata; Actinopteri; Clupeiformes; Clupeidae. Bases 195 to 1580 code for a protein of 461 amino acids. The record is from RefSeq and is a predicted model, not a curated record. Gene Ontology annotation, cellular component: neuron projection. The transcript has 14 exons. Gene Ontology annotation, biological process: microtubule cytoskeleton organization; neuron projection development. Gene Ontology annotation, molecular function: microtubule binding.
GGCCGGGCGUGUGAGGGGGGCGGAAAAGGGACGUCCGUUCUUUAAUGCGAAUGAUUGUUGAUUUUAAGUGCUAAAUGGUGCCUGGGAAAGCAAAGGGGUGAAAUCCGUUCUUGGAUGUAGGCUUUUGUGGAUCUGGUUACCUUGUGGAUCUGAAUACCUUGAAUAAGAUUGGAAUAGCCUUUAGUGGAAUUGCUAUGGACCAGCAGCACCAGGACUUCCUGAGUUCUUCACCGAACAGCCACGGGCUUCACUACAACUCCUCGGAUACCAUGGCGACCUCCCUCUCCGGUAUGACCAUCAAUGACCAUCACCAUGGCAACCAGUUCCAUAAGGAGAACGGCGUUGCAGUGGGGCACAUGGGACCAGGAGAUUGUCCAAUGAAAGCAAGUGGAGGAAACACGGCUUCUCCAACAGCACAACCCAAGGCUGACAGCGAUGCUGACAAGCGGGCUCCAGGUGCAAGACCUCAUGCUGCAGGCACUAAGAUCCCAGCCAUGACACCAACUCAGUCGGUCAAUGGCAAAGCCGCUGCUGCCAAGAAUGGCAAAGUCUCCCCCAAGGCCGCCGACGCGAGUGGGGGCAACAGCCCCGGCACCCCCAAAUCCCCCGCCAGCAAAGCGCUGGGCGCCAAGUCCCCCGCCACGGGCAAGGAGAUUAAGAAGGUGGCCGUGAUCCGCUCCACGCCCAAAUCCCCCGGCUCGCUCAAGGGCCGGCCGCCCGCCCCGCUGGCCGCCGCUGCCCCCCUGCCCGACCUCAAGGGGGUCAAGUCCAAGAUCGGCUCCACGGCCAACCUGAAGCACCAGCCGGGCGGAGGACAGAUCCAAAUUCUGGAUAAGAAGAUGGACCUGAGCAGUGUCCAGUCUAAGUGUGGAUCCAAAGCCAAUCUGAAAUACCAGCCUGGAGGUGGAAAUAUCCAGAUUCUGGAUCAGAAGGUGGACUUCAGCAAUGUCCAGGCCCGGUGUGGCUCCAAGGCCAACCUCAAGCAUACUCCAGGAGGUGGCAGAGUACAGAUAUAUGAUGAGAAGGUGGACUUUAGUAAUGUCCUGUCUAAGUGCGGCUCCAAAAGCAAUAUGAAUCAUGUACCAGGAGGUGGAAAUGUGCAAAUUCUUGAGAAGAAGAUGGACUUCAGUAAUGUCCAGUCUAAGUGCGGCUCCAAAGACAAUAUGAGACAUGUAGCGGGAGGUGGCAAUGUUCAAAUUGUUGAUCAGAAGUUGGACUUAAGUAGUGUGCAGUCUAGGUGUGGAUCCAAAGACAAUAUGAAACAUGUGGCCGGAGGUGGAAAUGUUCAGAUUGUCCACAAGAAGAUCGAUCUGACCAACGUGCAGUCGAAGUGCGGCUCUAAAGACAACAUCCACCACAAGCCAGGAGGCGGAGCGAGGAGGAUUGAGUCGCACAAGCUGAACUUCCGCGAGACGGCAAAGGCCCGCACCGACCACGGCGCCGAGAUCGUCUCCCUGGAGGACUCGCCCCACGACCUCAGCACCGUCUCCUCCUCGGGAAGCAUCAACAUGGCCGACUCACCACAGCUCUCCACACUGGCCGACCAGGUGUCGGCCUCUCUUGCCAAGCAGGGUUUGUGAUCACCUUGCCACCACUGCACACGCACAACAACCCACCUUCUGUCUAACACACACACGCGCACACACACACAGACACACACACACACUCUCACUCACACAUGCGACAAGUUAUCAUCCAUGGAUCUCAACUCCCUGCUCUAACGUUCCGGUAGAAUAGUGAAAAAAAAAGAGGAAAAAAAAUUGUCCUCGUGAUGUUUCCCAUCACCUCUUUUCUCACCUUUGGGAAUUUUCAACAAAAAAAAAAAAGAGCAAAAGACAUGACACUGUAGUUUCCGAGAUUUCUUACCGCGUAGCCGCCCCGGCUAUCACUGUUGAUUUUUCUUAACCUUUAGUAUACAUGACGACCAAUGAAAGUGUUCUGAUCCUCAUGUUCACAUCUUUAAAAAGAUCAACUUCUUUUCUUCUCACUUCCUUUUCACUGACUGUGGGAAUUGGUCAUUGAGUUAUUUUAGGAAAUAAUGAAAAAUGAAAAAAAAAGAAAAAAGAAAAAAAAGAAAGAUUCAGAAGGGAUGAUGUUUCCUGAGAUCCUAUUGUAGCCUCAUAUCUUACCACUGCAUCUCUAUGGCCAUUGUUGUCCAUUUCUAGGCCCGGUAGACUUUUACAUUGUUAGUCUUUUCUUUGAGAUGUUAACGGUGUUGUUGUGGAAAUGUUUUGGGAUGAUUUGAAGUGGCAUUUCAACAGGAGAAUAUUCAUAUGGUGUGAAUACGUAAUGGAAAAGGAGGACACAUAACCAUAGGAUAAGAGGACACAGAUUAAUUGCGAUAUUACAGAUUUGGAGGUUGCUUGAGGGGAAUUGCUUAACUUUGAGGCUUACAGCACCUACUCUAGAUAGAUAUUUAGUCAAACAAGAGGCACACACUAAAUGGCAGCAUUAUAUUGCAAUGUUUGAUGACAAGGCUAUUUUGUGUUAGUCCCCUUUUCCCUUUAAAAUAUUAAACAAACAUUAAAUAUUAAAACACAGUUACAGGGUAUCCGUAGUUGGUAAAUGCUUCGCUAUGGCAACCAGAGCUAUGCUUUGGUGAGUCAUAGUUUAUGCCAAGAUGAUCAGAGAUUCAGAACAGUGAGGUCAUUUCUUGCUCUCUCUGGCAUAAAAGAGAGAAAAAAACAAAAAACAAAAACAAACAAACAAGAACUAAAUGUAACUGAGACCCAGAGUGCUUGGUGUAGAGAAAACAGAUGUCUGUUGAGCACUUUUUUUCUUGUAAUAUUCUGUGGCUAUGACAUGUAUUUGAUAUGAAACAUUUUGACUGUGCCUGCUGGCAGAUUUCUAAUUUAUUAAGAUUAUUUUUGUUUCUUUUUUUUGUAAGUGCUUCAUUGUAAAAUGCCUAUCAUGUUUUCAUUAUUUUCUUUUUUUUCUGUUUGUUUAAAAGUGGCGGCUGUUUCAUAUCUUUAAGUUAUGGGGAAAUACAAAAAAAAGAAAAAAAAAACUUCAUGGCAUUACUCUUCAGCAUUAACCCUGUGCAUGGUCACUUCUACGCUAUCUUUCUAUAAAGCAGCUACUGCAGUAUUACGGGGGGAAAAAAUACACUUAUCAUACAUUCUUACAGGCCACUGUUGCUCCAUAUAACAACCUUGCUAAGAGAGAUUAAUGACAAGUCUAUUAGCCAACUUAAUCCUAAAUCAUCCAUUUUAUUAGCCAACCUUAAAUGACCAUUCAACUAGCUAAUCAAAUUCUCUUGUAUUACAAAAAGUGUUAUGUAUUUGUACAAUUUGCCAGAUAACUUUUUACGUCAGAAGGUUACAUCUACUGCGAGUCCCAGAACUUGGUGGCUAUCUCAGCCAGUGACGCCCCUACUAUUACUGAGAGUGUCUCAUGUUGGCCUUUUUAAAUCAAAGAAUGCCACAGCUUCGAGGAAGGCUACAACAUAUACACACCCUGAUGACCUGGCUUACUACCCCCUUAAGGGUGUGCAAAUGACUAAUGGAAGCUCUCGAUAAUUGUAUACCUGCCCAGUAUACACUAAGGUGCAGUAUCAUGUAAGGCCUAGCUCCAGUACGAGACCACUGGAAACUGGCCUAUCCUCUCUUCAGAUGACAUCCAUUCAAAGAAUAAAGAGAGAGCUGUGUGAGUGUGUCAUCACUCUCCUGUCAGUAGACGAGGCUUCUUCCUCACCUGCUGCGGACAGUCAUUAGCAAGUACGUGUCCAGUGCCAAUCGGACCUCAUGCCCAUGCUUUGAUCUUAUGGAGCCUACACUCACCAGUUAGAGCGCGAUUUCAUCCGAGCACCUCAGUCUGCCAGCCUUGUAGUAGGCCCAUAGCUACACCUGACUGUACAACACUCUUUUACGAACUUUGUCAAAUCAGGUUGACAGGUCGGGUUGCCCAUUGGGAAUUGGGUGUGGUGCUAUUAUGUAGUCUCCCAGUGAAUCGGAGGGAAAGCAUUCUCAAUCGGUUGUGGCAUCCCACAACUGAUCAUUUGAAAACUAUGCUACUUGCAUGCGUCUCAUGGAGGAGAUGGACCUCUUUGUUGCCUCUUUUGUUUUUUUUUGUUUUUGAACACGAUGCAUUAAUGGUAUAUCCUUUGCUCUCAAUCUCGCGCUUCUUAGGAUAAAUAUAUGUAGGUAUUACUGCAACGCAACACUACCCAAAAGGUGACCUUAAUUUCCUUAUUGGGUAAAGAAGGGAGGUGUAGUGAUAGUAUUUGAUUCUAUAUAACGUAAUGUGUAUAUGUUUGAUUCUCGAAUUAACUAUUUGCCAAGGACAUAUAUUUGAGGACACCAUGGUCAUAAAAGCGGUCAUUCGAAACUUAAAACGCAGUGCUUGCAACACAAUAAUCUGCAUGCUGUUUGGUCUUAGUUUUUCUUUACUCUAUCACAAAUUUGGCUGCACAUUUUUUUGAAUGUUUUUGGACAGAUGUGUGUACUAGUGGGAAUCAUGGGUGUUUUGGAGUGGUUGGGUUGUGGAUGAGGAUGAGAAAAAUGAAAGUGAUUGGGGUCGAGAAGUUGGAGGCUCGGCCUGGAUAAGGCGGAUGGACAGAAGAAAGGAAUUGUUGGCUACUAGGUAACGUGGGCUGGCUUGUGGCUGUUUUUUUCUUUCUGUUUCAUCCCCAGUAGCUCUCCUCCCUCCCUCGAGGGCUCAAGGAGAUGGACUUGCCGUUGUUCCUGUCUACACCUUUCUCACCAGUUUUGCGGGUUGUACAUUUUAGCUUGAGCGUUGUGAUUGUCGAUAUUGUUCUUGUGUGUUUUAAUAAUAAUUGGUUUAUGAUGAUUCUUGUCGCUGUAAAUGUGAAUUUGGAAAUAAAGAAUAUUAAACCAC